AUGGACGGGAACACGAUCGACCGCCGGCUGAUCGGUAGAUGUGUACACGAGGAUCCCAGUGCUGUGUUCAAGGGAUGGAAGGAAAAUCCCGUCGAGUUCGACUCGGUUCUGAACCGUUCCCGUGUCAGUUACUGCUGGGGUAGUCCGGAUAUCAUCGACAUGUUUUCGCGUGGUGCAGUGCCUGGCCGGGUGCACACCGAUGCGUACGCAAGUGGAGAUGAAAUCUUUGCUCAAUCGGCCAACACUUCACUGUUGGAUGUUUGGGUGUUUGAUCGCGUGCGUCAAUUUCUAGCGGCCGAAAGCACCAAACGGAAUGUGUUAUCAAGCACAAAACUAAUCCUCUUUCUGCAUCUUCUCGGUUUGGAUACGGCCGGACACGUACACAAGCCCUACUCAGAACUUUUUACGGAAAAUCUGCUCACUGUCGAUCAAGGCAUUGCAUCGAUCGUUGAGUUGAUGGAACAGAGCACUGGGUACGAUGGACGGACGGCGUAUGUUUUUACAUCCGACCACGGCAUGACCGAUAAGGGAUCGCACGGUUCGGGUGAUCCGUUCGAAACGGAAACACCAUUCCUGGCGUGGGGAGCUGGACUUAGACACUGGAAUGGGACUAGAAUCGAAGCCGUCGACCUAAGACCGAAUAUUGUGAGCUUUCUGGAACUGGAUGGAAACAGUAUUCCGGUGCAUCAGAUUAAUCAAGCGGACGUGGCACCUGUUAUGUCAGCUAUCCUUGGCAUAGCGGUACCGAAGAAUAAUUUGGGAACGUUGCCUCAUCAUCUGCUGAACGUAUCGGAGGAGUACGCAGCUUGGGCAAUGAGCAACAAUGCGGAGCAGCUACUGGAACAGUACCACCACUGGCAGCGAGAAGCGGAAAGAAAAACGCUUCAAUGGCUGGCCCCGACGGAACAGAAAAAUUUCAAGACGAUGAUUGAAAACUUUGUAGGACAAAUCGAAAGCUCAACAGAGGCGAACGAGUUUGUUAAAGUGCAAAAGCUGUGCCAUAUGCUCAUGCACCUGAGCCUGGAAGCGAUUCGAUACUUUCAACGAUACCAUCAACCGGAGCUGCUCGUUGCCCUGACCCUGACCAUGCUGGGUUGGUUGUUGUUGCUGGCGAAGGAAACUUUUACCACUCCAGCCCAAAGAACACCGCCCGUAACGUUAUUGUACUUCCUAGUUCCCAUCGCACUGUGGGGUUAUAUAGGAGCCCACUGGAGGGAAUACACAUUCCUUGGAGGGCUGAAAACUGUGAUCUAUUGUAUAGGAUUUGUAAUUGUCGUAGAAACACUGGUUUUAGCAUUCAUGGAUCGACGUUUGUUGGCUCCCAUGCUUUGCCUCCAUUGUGUCCUCGUUGUGGUGUGUCUAUAUAGAGUGAAACAGACCGGCACAAAGUUUCCGUGGCCGCUGUUUUGGCGAUGGUUUAUCUGUAACACGCUUCUGGCAGGAUUCCCCUUAAUACCCAAUGUCGGUCGUGACAAUUCGAACGUUUACUUGCUAAUUCUAUCGAUCAUUGCCUGGACCGUUACCAACAUAGUAAUAUUGAAAAGGGGAACACUUUCUGCCUUCCUCACCAUGGCUAACAUCUUGCUGCAACUGUUACAAGCGGCCAAUCUACUGUACAUCAUCAGUGCGAUCGAGUCUUCGCAAUCCGUCCCGCAAUGGAGUAGGACUUGUUGUUGGGUGUUUUCGGCGCUGGGACUAGUGACACCGCUACUAGCGAGCACCACAAUUGCGGAUCGCAUGCUGGCGUUAUUUAGUGGCCUUAGUGCGCCCUACACGAUGCUCUCGCUAUCGUACGAACCACUGUUUUUGCUGUGCUUCUGCUUGACCCUCUACAGCUGGAUUGAGGUGGAGAGUUUCUUGGUGCACGGAAAAGUGAAGAAUUUCUCGUUUUGCUCGUCGAAAACUCCGCGAGCCCCGGUUGACGUUCAGCAAACGCGCCGCAGUUUGGCAUUUAUGCUGUUUCUUCUAACUUCAUUCUUCGGUACGGGCAAUUUGGCCACGGUCAGUUCGUUCGAUCCGAACUGGGUCCGAUGCUUCGUGACAACCUUCUCACCCUUCACCAUGAUGGCCCUGAUCGUACUUAAGCUGCUGGUGCCUCUGGUGCUGGUAGUUUGCUCGCUAAAAGCAAUGGUUAUCGUUACCGCCGUUGAGAAGAGGAAAAUCUUCACCCUCACGCUGAUCGUGUGCGAUUGGAUGUGUUUGAACUUUUUUUUUCUCGUCCGCAACGAAGGCUCGUGGCUCGAGAUCGGCACUUCGAUUUCACAUUUCGUCAUCAUCGAGUGCACGACCAUCGUAGUGAUGAUGCUGUACGAACUGGCCCGCGUCGUGUCGGAGUGCUCACUAAUCGAGAGGAAACGUGGACCACAAUACCUGCCGUUGUCCAAUAAAGUGCGAACGGAGUAG
Messenger RNA from Anopheles cruzii, 2403 nucleotides. RefSeq names its product GPI ethanolamine phosphate transferase 1-like. Gene Ontology annotation, cellular component: endoplasmic reticulum membrane. The record is from RefSeq and is a predicted model, not a curated record. The coding region runs from base 1 to 2403 and encodes 800 amino acids. NCBI's taxonomy places the organism in Eukaryota, Metazoa, Arthropoda, Insecta, Diptera, Culicidae. Gene Ontology annotation, molecular function: mannose-ethanolamine phosphotransferase activity. The transcript has 13 exons. Gene Ontology annotation, biological process: GPI anchor biosynthetic process.